UCUCUAGGCUAGAAGCUUCUGUCUCUUGGCUCUCUGCCCUCCGGAGUUCUCCUAGGGUCUGUCCCAACUCUUCUCUGUUGUCUCUUGAGGCUGGCACUGGGCUUCUGUUCUAGUUUUGCUGGGCUGAGGGUGGGGUUGGAUUCCCAGCACAGCUGGGCCCUUAGGCUUCCCAGAACCCUGCCCCACCCUCCCAGCACCACAUUGUCACUCCGGGCUGUUUUUUCCUGUCCAGGACCCUCCAAGGCCAGGCCAGGCAGGGUUGACUGGAAACAAGUGGGCCCAGGCUUCUCCACCUGGAUAAACUGAGUCAAGAGGGCGCGGGGGGGGGGGGGGUUCCUUUUUCCUUCACCAACUCUGCUUGGAGCUUGGGUGUGGGGAGUUGCUCUCCAGGAUGUUGCCAGCCGGACUUACCCAGUUAACAGAGAUGGAACUUCCUUCUCAUAGCUCCCCAUUUUGCCUCACUGUGGUCGGGGACUCUAUACCAGCCCUUCCACUGCAUGUCAUUCAGAAUCGCUCUCCCCACCCCUGCUGUCCACCCCCCCUGGAUGGCCAGGGCAUUUUAACAAUUUCUACCGCCCUGGCUACACGUGCUUAGGUGCAGCAGGUGCCCCAGACCUGCAGAUAUGGCCCCUGUUACACUAAGUCCUUUUCCCGGGUUAUGCCAGGGCCAGACGCCUCUUUUCCACUUGUCCCACGUUGCUGGUCUUCUGCUCUGCAAUUCCGCCCAUUUUCUAGGAUCCUUCCGCUGCGUGCAUUAGGCAGCUCCUUGAAGGUGAUGAGAGAGAAGUCGAUUCCCACCCACCUCCGUUUUCCAGGAAUUGCAUGCCGCUGUCACUAUUUGCAGGUGUCAGCUGCCCCGCCCCACUUUCCUGGCGUAUUAAGAGGGUCUAAGGGGCGUAGCAUGGCUCUGCACACUCAGGGAUCCGGUGGAGUCCUGCCCCUCUAGCGCGGGGUGCCACUUGGCUUUAGUCUUCUGGGAAGUGGGGACCCGCCCUGAUUUCACACUCUACAGUGGGCGCUCGGGAAGGGGCCUCCACGCCGCUUACUCCACAGUUUACCAGACUUUGACCUGCUCACCACCGCGAUGUCCGCCCACAUCCUCAUGCUGUUGCUCCUCACCUCCGCUCUAGGGGACUCGGCCUCCGCAGGCAGGCGGCUCUGGCACCUGGUACCCCAGCACCGCGGCCACCUCUGCUCCCUGGGCACAUGUCAGACGCACCGCCUGCCGGAGAUUAUAUACUGGCUGCGCUCUGCCUCCACCAAGGAGUCCUCGGGGAAGGCUGGCCGCAAGCCCCAGGACCCCCAUAGCUAUGGGCGCCGCCGGCGCGAGGCAGGAGCCCUCCUGCUUCAUCCCCAGGACCCAGGCCGUCAGCAAGGGGGCCAGGACAGUGCCCAGCUUAUGGGGUGACCUCAGCACUUCUCUGCUCCUGCCCUGGCUUCAGUGUGUCCGCCUGUGUAGGAAGGCUACUAUCCCCAAGUUUCUUCUCCCCUUGGGGUCGUCUUCCCCAGCCUCUCUCCAGACUGCGACUGGGCUGUACCCAGAACCAGCCUAGACAGAACACUAACGUCCAGAGCUUAAUAAACCAAAGAGUUUCAUGUUUGU
This is a messenger RNA of Ictidomys tridecemlineatus (thirteen-lined ground squirrel), 1603 nucleotides long. RefSeq names its product adrenomedullin 5 (putative) (gene Adm5). Gene Ontology annotation, biological process: regulation of systemic arterial blood pressure; positive regulation of heart rate; adenylate cyclase-activating G protein-coupled receptor signaling pathway. The record is from RefSeq and is a predicted model, not a curated record. NCBI's taxonomy places the organism in Eukaryota, Metazoa, Chordata, Mammalia, Rodentia, Sciuridae.